Messenger RNA from Elaeis guineensis (African oil palm), 600 nucleotides. RefSeq lists its product as uncharacterized. The record is from RefSeq and is a predicted model, not a curated record. NCBI's taxonomy places the organism in Eukaryota, Viridiplantae, Streptophyta, Magnoliopsida, Arecales, Arecaceae. Gene Ontology annotation, biological process: endoplasmic reticulum to Golgi vesicle-mediated transport. Gene Ontology annotation, cellular component: Golgi membrane; endoplasmic reticulum membrane; COPII-coated ER to Golgi transport vesicle.
CAGGUCUGCUACUUGCUUUCUUCGUUCGUUCAAUGGGAAGUUGUAUUCAUUUUAAAAUUAUCACGUUAUUUUUGUUUAUCUGUGAUUCUUUGCCGCUCGUAUAAAUCGAGCAAGAUCCAAGCGGGGACAAGAUCGAAGGGAUUUGCAGGACCACAUUGUGCAAAAAUGGGCUUGUGGACAUUGCUUGAGGGUUUUUUGCUUCUUGCAAAUGCAUUGGCAAUAUUGAACGAGGACAGAUUUCUUGGUCCUAGAGGAUGGAGUUUCUCUGAAGUUUCGGGAACUGGUCGAGCAAAAUCUUUGAAGGGGCAGCUCAUAGGGCUUAUCUAUGCAACACAGUACUUGAGAGUUCCACUUAUAAUUCUAAAUGUUAUCACAAUUCUUGUGAAGUUGGUUUCAGGCUGAGUCUGGCAUGUAAUUGAUGAAUUGUUCUGAAAUUUUGUUUGUUUAAACUUGCUUUAACUGUAGUUGAAUUAAACAUUCCUGCACAGUGCAGGGGAGCCGCUUAUCUCCAUGUUUUGUCAAUGUUUAUCUUGAUAAUUCUGGUUGAUUGGGGAUGAGAAAUAUAUGAGAAGCAGUUAAAAACAGGUUGUGGAUUGGCAU